Talaromyces stipitatus ATCC 10500 is the source of this 1762-nucleotide messenger RNA. RefSeq names its product NADH-dependent flavin oxidoreductase, putative. The transcript has a single exon. Gene Ontology annotation, molecular function: NADPH dehydrogenase activity; FMN binding; NADP binding. The coding region runs from base 228 to 1592 and encodes 454 amino acids. Lineage: Eukaryota; Fungi; Ascomycota; Eurotiomycetes; Eurotiales; Trichocomaceae. Gene Ontology annotation, cellular component: intracellular anatomical structure. The record is from RefSeq and is a predicted model, not a curated record.
GGAACUAUAAAGAGCACUCCCUGGCCAAAACAACUCCUCUCCUUUCAUAAAUUUUCUUCUUCGCGAUCUAUGAUCGUCCUGUUCGAAAUCGCUCAACGACUAGUUAGACUCAUUGUUGUCAAAUUCACUGCAUCGCAUAGUGGCGGCUUGAUCGCCAUUGCUCCCUAUUCUUCCCGAUCCUCACGGUCUAACGCAAUCAAUCCUCCAGGGGCUUGGAAGUCAACAAAAUGGAUUCAAUUAACGCCUCGAAUAUUGGAGUCGUGAAAGCAGACGGACUUACAUACUACACUCCAGCCAACAAUGCCGGUGUUGCCCUCAGUGAGGACUUGAAGUCUAUCCCUACCCUAUUUCGACCCCUCCAGAUCCGAGAUGUAACUCUCAAGAAUCGCAUCAUCGUGUCGCCGAUGUGCAUGUAUUCUGCAGACCCGGACCCGAAAUCACCAGCUGUUGGUGCCCUGACUGACUACCAUAUCAGCCAUCUGGGCCACUUUGCUCUCAAGGGGGCUUCGCUGAUAUUUAUUGAAGCGCAAGCGGUGCAGCCUAAUGGCCGUAUCUCGCCGAACGAUGCGGGGUUAUGGCAGCACGAUGAGAACUCAGCACAAUUUCUGGGUCUCAAACGUGUUGCAGAUUUUGCGCAUGCGCAGGGCGCAAAGAUUGGGGUGCAGUUGGCCCAUGCAGGACGCAAAGCAAGUGUUAAUGCACCUUGGGUGGCCGCUGAACAUGGUUUGCACAGCUUGAGGGCAGAGAGUUCUCAGUUUGGGUGGCCUGGAGAUAUCGUGGCACCAACAGGAGGGCCAGAUUUUGUAUGGUCGGGCGGUGGUCCAGAGGACAAGCAGUAUCAUGUACCGCGAACACUGUCGGUUGAGGAAAUCAAAGACGUUGUCAAGGCUUUCGCAGCAUCUGCAGCAGCAGCGGUCAAGGCUGGUGUGGAUGUUGUUGAAAUUCACGGAGCGCACGGUUAUCUUGUUCAUCAAUUUUUAAGUCCAGUGACCAACAAGCGAACCGAUGAAUAUGGUGGAUCAUAUGAGAACAGGACUCGCAUAGUCCGGCAGAUAGCUACAGCUAUCCGCGAAGCUAUUCCGCCCGGGGUCCCACUGUUUCUCCGAGUGAGUGCAACGGACUGGCUUGAAGGCAUCGAAGUCGCCAAGGAGUCUGGCAGUUGGGAUGCUGAAUCUACAAUUCGGCUGGCAAAAGAGCUUCCCAGCCUCGGUGUGGAUUUUAUUGAUGUCAGCUCUGGUGGAAAUCACAAGGAUCAGCGAAUUGAUCCACAUACAUCUUACCAGAUCAACCUCGCCGCCCGCAUACGCAAAGAAUUGCAUGAAUCCGGUAUUCAUAGUCUUUAUGUUGGCGCAGUUGGAUCCAUCACUACAUCUUCUCUGGCCAAGGAAAUUGUAGAAGGUGCUGAUAGUACCACGGAACUUUUAAAGGAUGAAGCUAAAGCUGCCGAGUCCGUUGUUAGUGGUUCCGAACCCAAAGCAGAUGCUGUUUUUGUUGCGCGCCAGUUUUUGCGUGAUCCAGCGUGGGUACUAAAUGUUGCAAAAGAGCUUGGUGUUAAGGUUUCUUUGCCUCACCAGUUUUACCGUGCUUUGUGAGCGAGUUAUUCUGUGGAUCGCGGACGACGUUGUUCUCGUUGGUUGAUUGGGGAAUCUAGCUGACAAUCUCGCGCCGUAGAGAAUUAUAUAGAGUAUACGUGGUAAUGCAGUCUGAUUUGUUCUUAAUUGUGGCCAGCUACCUUCUCUUGGAAUAUUAAGGAAGAUUUACU